AUGGCCCGGAAAGACAAGACUGAGGGCGCGCAAAGACAUCAAAUACUGACCACUGUGGGCCAACGAUGGGCUACUGUGGGCCCCCUCUCUGCCGGAGCAGCCGCUGCAGCCUCAGGAUUCGGCCAGGCUUCUCUCUUCGAGAUCGGACUCUGCAUCCCCAGCACCUGUUCCUCAUCGGAUCUUCGGGCGUCGCUGGACGAGACGGUGAAGAAUUACUCGUUGGUAUCCAAUAUUCUGAGCUGUGACGACGCCAGUCACAAAGCGUUGAGCCCGGCUGAAAUCGGUGUAACGAUCAUGUUCGUGAUUAUCGGAUUGUAUUUGUUUGCCGGAACUGCAUUGGACAGUUACCAGCGAAUGUCCGGCAAGAAGGAACUUCAAGGGAACAUAGAAAAGAUCCUGAUUGCCGGCUCAUUUCUCACCAAUGGGGAGAAGAUCCUUUCGACCAAGACCGGAAAGGACAAUAUCGGAUGCCUCAACGGAAUCAGGUCUGUAAUGAAGGAUUGGAAGUUCACAGCGAUCUCAAACGCCGUCGUGUCAGUAGACACGUUCUUCCUCCUCAGUGGCCUCCUGGUCGCCUACCUUCUCUUGAAAGAACUGGAGAGGAACAAGGGGAGAUUCAACAUCUUCCGCUUUUACUUCCAUCGAUAUCUCAGGUUGACGCCGGUCCUCGCCCUGCUCAUCGGGUUUACUACGGUCUACAUGAGUCGAUUAGGGUCCGGACCUUACUAUUUCUAUGUAAACCAAUUCAUGACGAAGCCCUGCGAAGACUACUGGUGGAGGAACCUCCUUUACAUCAACAACUUCUUUAAGCAAGAGGAAAUG
Darwinula stevensoni is the source of this 822-nucleotide messenger RNA. NCBI's taxonomy places the organism in Eukaryota, Metazoa, Arthropoda, Ostracoda, Podocopida, Darwinulidae. The record is from the annotation of a GenBank genome assembly.